AUGUCCAAUAACCUCAAUAACUACAACAAUAACUUUGGUAACCAUAGUAUCAACAACUAUAACCAUCACCCAGAGCCGUUGGAUCCUUCCGCUUAUAUAGCAGACCGCACAGACCACACACACCACCCGAUACCUCCAAGGACCAAAGAACGAAAAAGCAGACGUUCACAUAAGAACUCAAGAGACGGCUGUCCCAACUGUAAACAGAAGAGGAUCAAGUGUUCCGAAGAGCUCCCGUCAUGCCUGAACUGUAUCAAAAAGAACUACCAUUGUGGUUACCUUGACUAUCCUAAAGAGAAAUUGGAUGCUCUACGAAGAAAACACGCACAAAUAGCAAGCGAAGAGAUGGAAGAAGGAGCCAGCGAAGGUAUACUGAGCAGCAAUGAACAACCUAUAGUUACAGCAAGUGGUAAAAGGCGACGACCCUCAGCAGCAGUUGCACUUACUACAUCUCAAAAUGUACCAAAUACAAGCUUAAACAAUGGUGGUAAUAGUGUUUUAGGAGACAAGAGCUAUAACAACACAACCAAUGUCACGUCGAAAUUUGAGCCUUUUCACAACUCAGCUCCAGAUACUUUUCCUAAUAAAACAAAACGCAUGAGGUUGGGUCCCGCACUACAGCACUACGAUCUGACAAGUUUGCAAGUGCCACCAAACUUUGCCGAAUCCAACACGCGAGAGUUGUUUCAAGGGUUUCUGACUACAAUAACUCCUCCCACAAGCAACAAAGCUGUUUCGCUAAACUCGUCACCCUUUUCGGAAUCCCCUAACAAUACAAAUGAGUUGUUCAAGAAUUACUCAGCAUCAAAGAUCCCCAAUGUAUCGGAGAAUGACACAACUCCUCCCAAUUUAUUUAUCCCUAUGCAAGAAAGUGAGUGGGACAAAUUACUUAAUGUUCCACUUGAAGAUGUCGAUUUGAACUUGGCUCUUUAUAAGGACGCCAUGAGCAAACUAUCGUCGUCUCAAGGGUUGCACCUACCAGAAACGUUUGGAAACGGAAGAAAGCAGCCGAAAUGGGGCCAAGUUGGAAGACACGGCGUAUCAACCUUGAAUGGUACUGCAAAUGAAGCUAAUAUAGUAGACACAGAUGCUGUUAAAUAUUCAAUCACAAACACAGACCCAAACACGAACACGAACGCAACUACAGACGCAGACGCAGACGCAAACGCAGACGCAAACGCAAACGCAAACACAGACACAGACACAGACACAAAAGCAAAGACUGAUGUACAAGAUUUUGACACCCGCUCCGUUGACAGCUUUGAAAACUCAACAUCGAUUUUCAACCAGCAUUUUGGAAUCAAUAUUUACGAACUAUCUGCUCCAGAAAGACUGGAUUUAUCAAGAAAGAUAGACAUGGACAAAGCAUUGCCCAAUGCUAUAUUGUGCUUAAAGACUUUUCCUACUUUAAAACGUUCUCAAAGUCUUCAUCCAUUAUUUACCAAGGGGUCUUCAAAGUGCAAGUGGACUUACAACUGCCUGAUGCUGCUUUCAAACCCCGACUGGACCCUAGAAGAUGACAAGAAAAUGUGGAUGAGCAAUUUCACCCAAGCAUUGGUGCUCCAUUUCAUUUUCUUUACGUUUUUCAUGGAUAGGUCGUUGAACGUGAUUCUCAAAGUGUGUAACAAAUCAAUUUCUUCGACAAGUAGCACCACGUGCUUUACACCAGAAAUCCAAAAGAUCUUGACAAAGAAAUCAUAUAGCUAUUUUGGCAAUCUCAUUAAAGACUUGCGCGAAUCAAUUGCUGGUGUCGACAUUGAAAGCUCCACCAUUAUUUCGUGGCUUUCUGGGUGGUCUCGGUUUCUGCAUACACAAGCUAGUGCCAAAGCUGUGACUUUGUUCCACGCAGGAUCGGCGUCAUUGUUGUGGAACUGUUUGGAUAGAUAUACUGGCUUUGAAGAGAUUUCACCAACUUUGCAAUUCAUAAUAUUCGCAUUAAGGAACCACACGUCUACGGCUGUUGCUCCCGAUUACAAGUUUGAUGUCAUUGCUGAGUUGCAUACGAAUCUAGUUCAGUUCAAGACAUUUAUCAAUUAUAACCCCGAGUUGACCUCACAAAGAAAUGGGUACAUUAUCAAAAACUUUCUUGCAUUGGAAAGUUUUUUGAAUGAUCUCAUCACUACAUUGUAUCCACGCUUCUUGCAGAUUGAUAAAUAUUUCAAAACCAAAAAUGGCGAUACAGACACGGAGAGCGGGAUACGAUAUUUCUCACCUUCUUUGCUAUACGAGUUCAUCAAUAGGUGGCUCAAACUUAUUCCGAGCUAUUCUCGUUCAAUGGGAAGCGAGAUGUCGCCAUUGAAACGAACAUUUUACCUUUUUUAUGUUGCAACAGCGAAGGCUUUAUCAAAUGUAUUUCCCAUCAUAAGAAGUACGUAUUUGAUUGAUACUUGGAAUGCAAUCUAUCCUCAAGUCGAUUUUAACUAUAAAUUGUUUGCAUAUUCUCGAUCCGAUGUGGCUGACGACAGCCAAUAUCACUAUCUCACGAACUUGUCUGCCAAAUUGCUAAGAAUCAUCAAGUUUUUCAAUACUAGACAGCAAAUAAUUUCGCAUUACAUGUCAUCAACAUCGAUACUCGAAACUGGUGGUCAAUACCUCGAGCUGGUGGCUGCUGAGGGCCCGAUAAUAGACGGUCAGCAGUUUUCCGGUAUCGUUCACUUGAAGCCUGCAAAAAUUGAUUUUAAAGAAAUAAUGAUCACAAACUUUUCCAUCAAUACAAUAGUCAACAUUUACAACUAUCCGCUUUUGAUAAAUUUUGGUGCACACUUGAAUGGCAGGACCGAGGAGUAUCGUAAAAUAAUCGAGCACGAGAAUCACAACCAAAAGGUGAGAAUACACGAGUAUCGGCAAAAGUAUGAAGGGUUGAGCGGGGGAAAUCAACCUUUAUACGAGGACGGCUUUUUCACAAAUAUUAAUCACUCUUAUGAAUUUGACUUUAGCAGGGGCAUGUACUCAUUCGACUACAAAGUGGAACCGGCAGUUAAUUACUUUUAUAAGUACUUGGAAAAAGCCCACGCAGGUAAGCAGUUGUCGUUGAACCAAUUAAAGGACGAGAUCCAGAACUUUGAAGCUGCUCAAAAGGCAUUAUUUGGAAGCAUGGAUGAACCAAAUGGGGUUUAA
Messenger RNA from Lodderomyces elongisporus, 3117 nucleotides. RefSeq lists its product as uncharacterized. Gene Ontology annotation, biological process: regulation of transcription by RNA polymerase II. Lineage: Eukaryota; Fungi; Ascomycota; Pichiomycetes; Serinales; Debaryomycetaceae. The coding region runs from base 1 to 3117 and encodes 1038 amino acids. Gene Ontology annotation, molecular function: DNA-binding transcription factor activity, RNA polymerase II-specific; zinc ion binding. The transcript is spliced from 2 exons. The record is from RefSeq and is a predicted model, not a curated record.